Messenger RNA from Bathycoccus prasinos, 1785 nucleotides. RefSeq lists its product with no specific name. Bases 1 to 1785 code for a protein of 594 amino acids. Gene Ontology annotation, molecular function: sialyltransferase activity. NCBI's taxonomy places the organism in Eukaryota, Viridiplantae, Chlorophyta, Mamiellophyceae, Mamiellales, Bathycoccaceae. The record is from RefSeq and is a predicted model, not a curated record. The transcript has a single exon.
AUGCCUCCACCCCCUCAUCCACCUCCCCCAUCGAAGAAGAAGAGGAAAUACAAGCGACCAAAGUCGUCGUACUUCUUCUGGCUUGGCGUGUUGUCCAUUUUUUUCGGCGUCGAGUUGUUGCAGAAUUUUGCGCGAUAUUUUAUCGCGAAAAAUCCAUCCGCACUCCGAGCGACGGAGUAUCACGAGAGCGGAAUGACGAUGACGUCGCUGACGCAUCGCGACGAUGAUGAUACUAAAUAUAAUAAUAAGAAUGUCGACGAGAGCAGUCGAAAGAAGGAUAUUUUGAUCUCUUCUUCCGAUGAUGAAACCACGGCUUCUUCUUCAACAAAUGCAGCACUUCUUCGACAACACGAAACGAGCAACAGAGGAAGCCCUCAAGCCGCGAUGAAGAACAACAACGCGUGUCGAUGCGCGGACGACGACACAAAAUCCAUCCAUUGUAACGUGAAUUACCCCGAGGAGUCCGCGGUAGCCGCAUCGUGUGUGUUUAGAAAUCAAACGCGAUCAGUCGUGUAUGCGUACGUGAAGAACGCGCUCGCCGCGUCUUCGUCGCCGCGAGAGGAGGAUUUUAGAGGCGUGACGAGGCGGCAAAGAGAAGCUCGUCUUCUUCGACGAUUGAACAACGCCAUAGAUUAUAUCAGAGGGAAUCACGAGAGCGAAGAAAGUGUGAGAAGAAAGUUAGGUUUGACCGAGGAAGAGAUGCGCGCGGCGAAGGACGUAGUUCGGAUCGAGUUGGCGGGCGCCAAGGCUAUUUUAGGAAAAAUCCCGCAGCUCAUCGUGCCGAGUAAAUUUGGAGCGACGGAUUUAAGCAGAGAUAUGUUUUAUACGAAAAUGAAUUGGGCGAGAAUUCGAGAUAAAUACGAUGGUUUUUUUAACGAGGAGAGUUCGGAUAUGUUGCCUUUCAACGAGGAGGAGUUUACAAAGCUGAGAGUGUUUGAGACAUGCGCGGUAGUUGGGAAUUCAGGAUCGCUUUUGAAAUCGAGUUUAGGGGUAGAUAUUGAUUCGCACGAUGCGGUCUUUCGUUUGAAUAACGCUCCAGCAGGAAAUGGCAUGAUGAUGAAUGGAGGAGAGAGCUUUGAGAACAGUAAUGGUAGAUUGAUGCGGGACGUGGGCGGAAAAAUAACGGUGCGCGUGUUAAAUAAAAAAUGGACCGAAAAGUGGAGUUUAGAGAGCGAGAGUAAAAUCACUGAACGCUUGGAAGCCGAUUUGGAAACCAACGAGAAAGUUCUAUACAUCGCUUCGCGGUGUAACGUGAAGGAGUUUACUAAGUUUUGCAAAAACACGGUCAAGAGGAGACCAAAUUUCGUGAAGGCGUUGUUUUUGACUUCGCGAGCGAAUUCGCACGCGGCGAAACUUUUGUCAAUUUUUCGUCGGGGCAUCUCCGAGAUUCUUUCGCCAGUGGUAAAUUACAAACCAAGCGACGCGUUCAAGUUCAAUGGUGGUGAUUCGAGCGAUAGAAGUGGUGCUGGCUUCGAUGCCACCUUGGAUAUUUUCAAAGGUGGUAACGCCCCUUCGACUGGAUUUUUGACCGCAUACAUGGCGCUUCAAUUCUGCGGUAACGAAAGAGGAGGAGGAGGAAGACGAGGGGCGGCGGUUUCGGUUUUCGGUUUUAGUGCAGAUGAGUGUAAAGUGCACGGGUGCAAAACGAGUGGAGCGUACCACUACUUCCCUAAAGAACGCGGCGAAGCGAACUACGAACCUCGAGCGCACCCGUCUCACGCGUUCGACUUGGAAGCGAUGGUCUUGCGAGGCAUGGAAGAGAGCGGCUACUUGGCGUAUCAUUAA